AUGGAUUUGCUUCCUCGAGAAUUAGUUGAAAAAAUAUUUUUAAAUGUUUCAAACAAGAAUCUUUUGCCAUUCACACUAUCAAACCUUCGUGGAGUGGAAUAUUUUGCUGCUUUGAAGUUAUAUAAUUCUGUUUUUGUACAUGUUGCUAAAGACGAUGAAUAUUACCCUUUUGAAAAUAAUACAAGUGUUUUUAAUAACAAUAAUAAUCAUGGUUUUCAUGAUAUUUUUAUUUUUGAUUGUAGAAAUAUACCUUUUGAAUGUAUUAAUGAAUCAUCAAACAAUAUUGAAAAUUUUAACUCUAAAUAUAAAAUUUGGAACAAAUUUACAAAACUAUUAAUACUUUUUAACUCAAAUUCUUUGAAUAAGACGAAUAUUUAUUUGGAUGAUUUUUCAAUUGAUGUUUCCAAUCAUUUUUGGUUUUUAAAUCAAUUAACCGAAAAUAGAAAUAUCAAAUACUCAACAAAUGGUGCACGAUUUUUAUUGAAGUUUGAGCCAUUUGAUCUCAGUUCUUUAUUCUUUGAAGAUCAAAGAUCGCAGUAUACUGGUAUAUUUUUUCACAGAGAAGAAUACACUGGGAGUGUUCUUACAGAACUUACAGGUGAUGUUCAUCAUCUAAAUCAAUUUCCAAUUGACGAUGAUAUAUUUUUUACAGAAUUAAAUUCAAUUCUGAAAUUUUCAAUUGAUUUUUCAUCUAUCAAUCCAAAAAUAGAUAUACACUCCUUUUCUCCCUCUCUUAGGGUGAAAACAGUAAGAUUUCAAGCCCUUAGUUUUGAGAACAUUCAAAAUUUAACAAAUACAGCAGAGUUUAUUGAAUUGGAUUGGUCUAGAAACAGUAUUCUGGACAUUGGAACGCUACCUGAUCUAGCUAGUUUAAGAACAUUAAACUUUUCAGAUAAUAAAAUUGAAGAUAUAUCAUCUUUAUCGAGAAUAACUAAUUUAACAGGUUUGGAUUUGUCAAAUAAUCAAAAUUUAAUCAUUGUUUAUGUAAAUUUGAAUAAUCAAAAUGUAACUGCUUUAAAGUUUGAUGAUUCAGUUACAUUUCUUGAUUGUUUAAAUGAAGAUACUCGAAAUCAAAAUCAAAAUCAAGUUGGUGGUGAACAACAAGCACUACGAGCACAAUUACAACAACACUUACAACAACUACUACAAUAA
Ascoidea rubescens DSM 1968 is the source of this 1152-nucleotide messenger RNA. RefSeq lists its product as uncharacterized. The coding region runs from base 1 to 1152 and encodes 383 amino acids. The transcript is spliced from 2 exons. The record is from RefSeq and is a predicted model, not a curated record. Gene Ontology annotation, molecular function: protein binding. NCBI's taxonomy places the organism in Eukaryota, Fungi, Ascomycota, Saccharomycetes, Ascoideales, Ascoideaceae.